AUGCUUGUCUCUAUCCUAGAGUCAUUUGAGACUGUCGAAAGCAGCGAGGCGUCCCGUCGCGACACCAUCACCGACAGAUUUAUGCGGCAACUCUCUCAAGCAGACGACCCUUUACUCCAGAAGAAGCUCGAUGCAGCGGAGUCUUUUGUCAAGGCCCUGGACAGCAAGUACAUGUGUGGCGAGUACCUUGAAGAGUUGGCGGCCUUUUGCAAGGCUGAAUGGCCAGAGCUUGUGAGCAAGAAGGUGUCGCCACAGCUGCCUGAAGUCAGGUACAUCGAUCGCCUAGAAGAAAAGCUGCGAAUACUACAAGAGAUCAGUGUUCAAGAGAUUUGCAGCCAGAACCCCGAGGACCCCCCACGGCGCAUAGAUCCGACAUCUAUCACUGUCAACGUUUGGUCCGCAUUUUGGGCCGCAACUGUCGAAGAACUCCAGCAUUUCCUGGAGUUCAAAGUCAGAAGUGGUAGAUUCUUUGUCGAAACCAUCGAAACGGCCUUCAUUGCGGUGGAAGCAGGUGUUCCGAAAGUGAUGGAGUACGUAAUGAACAAGCGCGGUGCUGGAGCGUCUUCUAAGACAGCAUCUUCCAAGGCCGCCACGAGCAACGCAAACAGCACCAACGCCCAGAGCGGACAUAGUCAGUCAGGAAAGGGCAAGGAGAAGGAAAAACAAAGAAAUCCGGUGUCCAUUGAAGAUACGAAACAGAGAGAAGGCUUGGAAUGCCCUCUUCUGCAUACUAUCGUCACCGAGGGGGCUCAUAUAUACCCUGUGGCGAAGAUAGAAUAUGUCGGAGACUGCACGACAUAUCUGAAAGCUUUAGAUUUCAUUUGGGGCGGCGCAACAUGCAACAGGUUGAAGGCUGCAUUGGGCGUCAAGGACCUCGACAUACCUUCCAAUAUGAUUGCCUUGGAUCAUGCACCACAUCACCUAUGGGACCUCGGGAAAGUCACGUUCAACCCGGUCCUUCGACUUCCCAUGAGAAUCGAUCUUGAGUUCCUCAUCUUGGAGCCGCUGGACUUUGGGAAGAGCGGGAAGAGGAAGAGACCAGGAAAUGACUUCCCAGAAGGUCUUGCAACAGACCCGAGGACCAAGGUCAAAGUUCCCGACAACACCAAGACCAAAACGUCCAUGAAGGCUGCAAAAGUCUCUGAAAUCAGAUUUGUCUCCGCGCAAACCCAGCAUCGCAUCCGCCAUGGACAUCGUUUUACUAUCACGUCCAACGACCCAAAGUUACUUCCCAGCGCCGACCUUCUGGACCUGAGAAACAGAGUUAUGGUCAUGAUGGCACUUAAGGGUGGCGCGGAAGUUUUGGAUGAUGUGUUGUCAAGCGCCAGUGGUGACGAAGACGCUCCAAGAGUCUUAGUUGGCGCCGGAGAUGUCGAAAUGGACUUGGACGAUAAGGUUCUAGGAUGGAGUGAGCAUGCUGAGGAGGAGCUCGCACUUCUGACCACCGAGGAAGCGAACCAGAUGCCUUGGCGCCCGCCAGUGAUUGAGCAUCCAGCAGAAACCGGAGACACGGUUUCUCCCAAGAGCCAGACAAGCAGCACCCGAGGAGAUGGCUAG
This is a messenger RNA of Colletotrichum gloeosporioides, 1557 nucleotides long. RefSeq lists its product as uncharacterized. The record is from RefSeq and is a predicted model, not a curated record. The coding region runs from base 1 to 1557 and encodes 518 amino acids. The transcript is spliced from 3 exons. Lineage: Eukaryota; Fungi; Ascomycota; Sordariomycetes; Glomerellales; Glomerellaceae.